AACAAAACAAAACAAAAGGGGCAGUAUAGUCCCUUAAUAAAAUCCCUUGCCCUAACUCGCUAUCGCGAAUUCACGUAUCGUUCGGAUGAGCACGUAACCUUGUUCCGCAUAUUCUUUGCAUCUAAGGUGCUCUGGUUGUAAUCUUAGGUUACGCAUGGCCUUACUGUCCUCUGUGAAUUGCUUAUCGUCCCUCUGAGUUUAUACAUACAAAUUUACGUAUCACCCAACUGCGUUUCGGGGGUGCUUGUUUAGUAUCGUGCAAUGGGAGUUCCGGCAUUUUACCGGUGGCUUGCUGAGAAGUAUUCCACGGUGGUGGUGGAUGUGAUCGAGGAAGAGCCCGUGGAGAUCGAAGGUGUCAAAAUUCCAGUGGAUACCAGUAAACCAAAUCCUAACAACAUCGAAUUUGAUAAUCUCUAUCUCGAUAUGAAUGGUAUUAUUCAUCCAUGUUUCCACCCCGAAGACCGACCUUCACCUACCACAUUUGAGGAGGUAUUUCGAUGCAUGUUCGACUAUAUUGAUAGGCUCUUUGUAAUGGUGCGCCCUCGAAAGCUAUUGUACAUGGCCAUAGAUGGUGUUGCUCCAAGAGCAAAGAUGAAUCAGCAAAGGUCUAGGCGCUUUAGAGCAGCAAAAGACGCGGCUGAUGCGGCAGCUGAAGAGGAGAGGUUGCGUGAGGAGUUUGAGAAGGAGGGUAGGAAGCUCCCCCCCAAGCUGGAAUCACAAACUUUUGAUUCAAAUGUCAUCACUCCUGGAACUCCAUUCAUGGAGACUCUGUCAAUUGCACUCCAGUACUACAUACAUCUCAGGCUAAACUAUGAUCCUGGAUGGAGAAACAUUAAGGUUAUACUUUCGGAUGCUAACAUUCCCGGUGAAGGGGAACACAAAAUAAUGUCAUACAUUCGUCUGCAAAGGAACCUUCAGGGCUUUGACCCCAAUACACGCCAUUGCCUGUAUGGCUUGGAUGCAGAUUUAAUCAUGUUGGCAUUGGCCACUCAUGAAGUGCACUUCGCUAUACUUAGAGAGGUUAUAUUCACUCCUGGUCAGCAAGACAAAUGUUUUCUAUGUGGUCAAAUGGGCCACAGAGCAGCAGAGUGUGAAGGAAAAGCGAAGAGAAAAGCUGGAGAGUUUGAUGAAAAAGGUGACACAGAAGUGGUGGGAAAAAAGCCUUAUCAGUUUCUCAAUAUCUGGACCCUGAGAGAGUACUUGGAGUAUGAAUUCAGAAUUCCGAACCCUCCUUUUAAGAUUGAUUUGGAGCGCAUUGUUGAUGAUUUUAUAUUCAUGUGUUUCUUUGUUGGGAAUGAUUUUCUGCCACAUAUGCCCACACUUGAGAUCCGUGAGGGUGCAAUUAACUUGUUGAUGGCUGUUUACAAAAAGGAGUUUAGGUCUCUAGGAGGGUAUUUGACUGAUGGAAGCAAGCCAAACCUUGGCAGGGUGGAGCAUUUUAUACAGGCUGUGGGGUCAUAUGAAGAUAGAAUAUUCCAGAAAAGGGCGCGCUUGCAUCAGAGGCAAGCUGAAAGAAUCAAGCGUGAAAAAACCCAAAAACGACGAGAUGAGUCUGUGCCCGAAUUUGAACCUGAAUCAUUGGUUCCGGUUGCUCGGUUCCAUGGGUCUCGUCUUGCUUCUGGCCCCACAGUUUCUCCAUAUCAACAUGGGGCACGAUCUAAUCAAUUUCGGCAUAACAAUAAGAAUGAACAGUCCGGAAAUUCACGUGAUGGUUGUACUCGUAGCCAUGCUACAAAAGUUGCACGCUCAACAUCUGGGGCCUCAGUAGGAGCUGCAAUCGUUGAAGCUGAGCGUAAUCUUGAAAUUGAAGUUCGUGAUACAAAAGAAGAAUUGAAAACUAAGCUGAAAGAGCUGCUUCGUGAAAAAAAUGAUGUUUUCAACUCAGAAAAUCCUGAAGAAGACAAGGUCAAGCUAGGAGAUCCUGGUUGGAAAGAGAGGUAUUAUGAUGAAAAGUUCUCUGCAAAAACACCUGAAGAAAUGGAAGAGAUACGUAAAGACGUUGUUCUGAAAUAUACUGAAGGCCUGUGCUGGGUUAUGCACUAUUAUUAUGAAGGAGUUUGUUCCUGGCAGUGGUUUUAUCCUUAUCAUUAUGCACCUUUUGCUUCCGACUUGAAGGAUCUUACAGCAUUGAGUAUUAAAUUUGAGUUAGGUGCUCCAUUUAAACCAUUCAACCAACUGCUGGGUGUCUUCCCUGCAGCAAGUUCACACGCACUUCCUGAGCAGUAUAGGAAAUUGAUGACAGAUCCAAACUCGCCUAUUAUUGAUUUUUAUCCCACUGAUUUUGAAGUGGACAUGAAUGGAAAGCGGUUUUCUUGGCAGGGCAUUGCAAAACUACCAUUCAUCGAUGAAGCUAGACUGCUUGCAGAAGUCGCAAAGGUUGAACAUACAUUGACGGAUGAAGAAGUACGAAGAAACAGUGAAAUGUCUGAUAUGCUAUUUAUAUCAGUAUCUCAUCCACUAUCUCCAUUCAUCUUUUCUCUUGAUAAUCGCUGCAAACAGCUAACAGACAAGGAAAAGAUUGAAGCAAAGGAGAUCAUUGACCCUGGAGCAAGUGGUGGGAUGAAUGGCUAUUUAUCCCUCUGUGCGGGAGAUCCCUGCCCUCCAAUUUUCAGAUCACCUGUUCAAGGGAUGGAAGAUAUUAUGGACAAUCAAGUCAUAUGUGCAAUAUACAAACUGCCAGAUGCUCAUAAGCACAUUGCGCGACCACCAAGUGGGGUUACUUUCCCAAAGAAGACUGUCGGUUUUGGUGAUAUGAAACCAGACCCUGUACUUUGGCAUGAAGAUUCUGGAAGGAAACAUUCAGAUAACGGAAGACAUGACAUGACAGGAGCUAUACGUGAUCGACACCUGGGAGAGGCUGCACACCGACUUGUUGCUAACAGCAUACAGAUAAAAAUUGACAGGGGCAGUAGGGGUAGGGGUGAGUAUGGUGGUGAUCAUAGAUAUGCACCCCCACCUCCACAGACAUCCUAUCCGGGUGCAUAUGGUCCGCAGUCUCACCAAGUAUACCAAUCAAACAGAUAUAACAAUGGUCAUGGACAGACUCGACCCAUGAAUAGUUCAAGUUAUCAUGCCCGAGAUGCUGGAGGACAUCAAUAUUAUGUUCCUCAUACAACAGGGUCGUACAGGGGGGCUAAUCCUAAUUAUGCAAGGGUCGAGCAAUCGGUUUCCCAGAGUAGGAAUUAUUAUAAUCGACAACACGGAGGAAGUUAUCAUGCGCCCCAUCCUCACAUACCAUCACCACCACCGCCACAUCCGAGUGGAUACUAUCAACCUUGUGAUCAGUGGGGCGUUGGUGUGGUGGGCUCCCAGCAGAGCAGCCCUAGAGUUGGUAGAGGAGGAUACAUUCAUCAUCCUCGCGGGAAUCAAUUUGCAUCUUUAAGUAGAGGGUCAAGUAGACGGCCUCCACCUUCUGACUAUCGACGCUAGAUAGGGUGUAGUUUUAUAUCUUGAAAUAGCUGUGAUUUUAUAACCCUUGCAGCUUUGUAGUUGAGUGAUAUUCGUGGCAUUUGGAGCAAGCAAAGAGAGGACUAGGGAGUGGUCUUCCUCAUCAUGAUUGUUCUUCACUCCUUCCUCUCAUCUUUAUCAUGUGCUUGCGUUGGUAAUUUGUACCAUAUUGUUGCUUUGUUAUAGAAUAAUGGUUAUUGCCUUCUUUUUUCCUGUCUGAUGUAAUUUCCCCCCAAAACAGAAAACGUAAAUUUUGUGUGCUUCAAGUAGUUGUAUACUUGUUUUGGGUUAUAUAUUGACCAAGGAUAAAUAUGAUCUUGUAAGGCUGGACUAGAUGAUGAGUUUGUUUCAAUAAGCUGUUGGAUGAAACAAUUUGUAUACAGUUGAAGUAUUUGAUCUGAUUGUCACUUGUCC
Molecule: messenger RNA, 3861 nt
Organism: Cuscuta epithymum
Lineage: Eukaryota; Viridiplantae; Streptophyta; Magnoliopsida; Solanales; Convolvulaceae
Source: the annotation of a GenBank genome assembly